CUCUGGCUCAGCGCGUCCCUCUCCCUCGGCGCAGCUUUGGGGGGGAGUGAGCAUGAGGAAGGUUGCCCGCUGUGGGCGCACGCCGUGGCUGCUCCUCACGUCUCCUCAGCGGAGCUGCCGAGCCGGGCAGGAUCCCGCCUCCCUCAGCGCGGGGCGCGCCGGGCCGGGCGCUGUGGGGAAAGGGCGCGCUGAGGCGCUCAGGGGCUGGUGGCGAGGCAGGUUAAAAUGUGUGUUUGAGUGCAAUCAAUCAGUGCGGGGCGUAGGAAGGAAUCUCAAUCCGUGCCGGCGCUGGGAAGUGACGGGAUGGGGCCGCUGGCUCCGCCUGCCGUCGGGAAAACUUUGGCUCGGAGUUGUGCGGGCGGUCUGGGUAAAACAGGUUAGAGAGCACAACCGGUGCACACGGCAAUGCAGAUUCCAAUUUUUACGGUCGAUGCAUUUACAAACCGGCCAUUUUCUGGAAAUCCUGCGGCAGUUUGUCUGCUUGAAAAUGACCUGGAUGAAGAUUUGCACCAAAAAAUUGCAACAGAAAUGAACCUUUCAGAAACAGCUUUCAUCAGAAAACUGAAACCUGGAGAUGACUUUACCAAAAGUUCCUGCUUUGGGCUCAGAUGGUUCACCCCAGCCAGUGAAGUUCCUCUCUGUGGUCAUGCUACUCUUGCAUCAGCUGCUGUGUUAUUUCACGUACAAAAAAAUACAAACUCAGUUCUCACGUUUGUGACACUGAGUGGGGAAUUAAAGGCCAGACAAGAGAAAGAUCAUAUUGUCCUGGACUUGCCACUUUACACAGCCUACCCCCAGGAACUUAAGGAAGUAGAAGAAUUAAUAAAGGCAGCUGUUGGUGACAUGGUUGUUCAAGAUGUCCGUUAUUCUCCCGACACAAGGAAGCUCCUGGUCCGCCUCAGUGAUACUUAUGACAGGUCUGUGUUGGAAAACUUGAAAGUGAGUGCACAACACUUUUUGUCAGCUGAAAAGACAGGAAAAUUGAAAGGACUCAUACUCACUGUUAAGGGAAAUUCCAGUGGAAAAGGCCAUGAUUUUUACUCCAGAUAUUUUGCACCUUGGGUUGGAAUUCUGGAAGACCCUGUUACAGGAUCUGCUCAUGCUGUUUUAAGCAGCUACUGGUCAGAGCAGCUGGGGAAGAAAGAAAUGCUUGCGUUUCAGUGUUCCCGCCGUGGAGGAGAGCUGCAGAUUUCCGUGCGCGGUGACGGCAGAGUUGACGUUGCUGGGCAAACUGCUGUUGUGUUAAAAGGAAACCUGACUUUGUGAAAGAACUGCCACCAAUCUCCCUCCAAUCUCACUUUAUGUUACUCUGAUUAUGCUGAUUUGAUCUCAGCUCUAGGCAGUGAAUUACUACUGUUCUCAAAAUCUUUGAUUACUCGUUGGCCAUUUUUAAAAAUGGCUUGAAAGUACUCACUUCUCAUCUUCAAAAUCCUUGGCAUUCUUCACGUCCAUCUUGCCACUUCCUAUGUGCACUGACCAGUGAAAAUGUUCGAGUACAGCUAUCUUGUUUUUCUGCUUUUAAAUGAUUCUUCUCUUUAUUUUCAAAUUCCAUGCUGAAAUCCCUUACUGCUUCUUGGAUUAAACUAUAAGCAUCUGUUUGAUAAUCAAACUUUUCCCAUGUAGAUAAUUUUUCAUGAAAUCUGAAUUAAUUAAAAAAAAAUACAUUGAAAUGGCAGCCAUGUUCACUAACUUACUUGAAUUAAAAUAUGAAAAAAUAGAAAUGA
Haemorhous mexicanus (house finch) is the source of this 1724-nucleotide messenger RNA. RefSeq names its product phenazine biosynthesis like protein domain containing (gene PBLD). Gene Ontology annotation, cellular component: cytoplasm. The record is from RefSeq and is a predicted model, not a curated record. Gene Ontology annotation, biological process: biosynthetic process. Gene Ontology annotation, molecular function: isomerase activity. The transcript has 9 exons. NCBI's taxonomy places the organism in Eukaryota, Metazoa, Chordata, Aves, Passeriformes, Fringillidae. Bases 406 to 1266 code for a protein of 286 amino acids.